GGCGAGAACGUGUUCUUCUUGGUGACCAACUUCCUUGUGACGCCAGGACAAGUCCAGGGCAGGUGCCCAGAGCACCCGUCCAUCCCGCUGGCCAACUGCUGGGCCGACCAGGACUGUCCCGAGGGGGAGACGGGGACGCACAGUCAUGGCAUAAAGACGGGCCAGUGCGUGGUGUUCAAUGCGACCCACAGGACCUGCGAAAUCCGGGGCUGGUGUCCAGUGGAGAGCGGUGCUGCGCCUGUGAAGCCCCUGCUUCUCCAGGCUGAGAACUUCACCCUGUUCAUCAAAAACACCGUCACCUUCAGCAAGUUUAACUUCUCCAAGUCCAACGCCCUGGACACCCAGGACCCCACCUACUUCAAGCUCUGCCGUUAUGACCCCCGCUCCAGCCCCGCCUGCCCCGUGUUCCGCAUUGGGGACCUCGUGGCUGCAGCCGGAGGGGUCUUUGAGGAUCUGGCGCUGCUGGGAGGGGCCGUGGGUGUCCACGUCCGCUGGGACUGCGACCUGGACAGCAGGGGUGCGGACUGCCAGCCCCAGUACUCCUUUCAGCUGCAGGAACGGAGCUACAACUUCAGGACAGCCACACAUUGGUGGGAGAGCUCGGGCGUGGAGGCCCGCAGCCUGCUCAAGCUCUAUGGGAUCCGUUUCGACAUCCUGGUCACAGGGCGGGCAGGGAAAUUCGGGCUCAUCCCCACGCUUAUCUCUCUGGGCACAGGAGCAGCCUGGCUGGGCGUGAUCACCUUCCUCUGUGACCUGCUGCUGCUGUACGUGGACGGAGAAGCGCACUUCUACUGGAGGACCAAGUAUGAGGAGGCAAAGGCUCCAAAGAGGACCACCCAGCCCGAGCAGACAGAGCCGGCACCCACACCCCCGCGCGCGGCCGUCCAGGGGCCUUAGAGGGGGCCCAGCGCCUGUGCUGAC
Messenger RNA from Capra hircus (goat), 921 nucleotides. RefSeq names its product purinergic receptor P2X 6 (gene P2RX6). The record is from RefSeq and is a predicted model, not a curated record. Gene Ontology annotation, biological process: response to ATP; monoatomic cation transmembrane transport. Gene Ontology annotation, molecular function: extracellularly ATP-gated monoatomic cation channel activity; ATP binding; purinergic nucleotide receptor activity. Gene Ontology annotation, cellular component: plasma membrane; nuclear inner membrane. NCBI's taxonomy places the organism in Eukaryota, Metazoa, Chordata, Mammalia, Artiodactyla, Bovidae.